This is a messenger RNA of Paramecium pentaurelia, 3210 nucleotides long. The record is from the annotation of a GenBank genome assembly. Lineage: Eukaryota; Ciliophora; Oligohymenophorea; Peniculida; Parameciidae.
AUGUUAACAAUGAAUUCAGAUGAUAAGGGAACAUAUUAUAUAAAAACUUAAUAAGAGAUUGAACUUGUGAAAAAACAACUAUAAAAGUUAAAACCCAACUGUAUUUCUAAUUAACAUAAUGAAUAGCUUAAACAUCAUCAUUUCUAUAAAAUUAAUAUAACUAAUUAAGUGAUUAGUUAAAAACUCUUGAAGACAAAUUGUCAAAUGUUAAUUAAGCAUUUUAUGAUCAAUUAAUCAGUAAUUUUGAUAACACUGUCCAAAAAUUACCUAAUGUUAAUGAUAGUAUGCAAUGAAUAAAUUAGGAAAUCUCUAACCAUAAUUUUAUACUCACACUCAAAAUAAUAUGUACCAGCAAUCAGUUUAAUUGCCAUUCAUUGAUCAAUUUCUAAAUGUACGCACACUUCCUUAAGUGAGGUAUAAAAAUAAUAUAAUUUUAAUUAAGUGUAGAACCACUAGGUAAAUCAACAUUAAAACCAAAAGGUUUACAUAGUGUAAAAAGUUCUAUUCAAUGUAAGUAAAUAUUUAAAGAUGAUUUAAUUUAGUUAGUAGAAAGUUUUAAUCAAAAAAAUAGUCUUAACAAUAAUUACCUAAAGUAGAUGAUCUAACUCUGUAUAAAAAAGGAAUUACUGAACUUAUCAAUCAAGGAACUAUCAAAAAGUAAGAUAUCAAUUCUUUAUUAAAUCCAAACAAUAUUGCUUUUAGAAAUUAAUAAGCAAAGUAAAUCACAUAAGAUAUUUUAUAGCUUUUUUGAAUACUCUGAUCAAUUCGGAAGUAAAAUAGUAUAAAUUGAAAGUUAAUCCUUUUAGAAUAUAUAUAAAACAGAUUUAAAAAAGGAUUCUGUAUAAAAAAAUACAUAAAGUUAAGGAAACAUAUAAGUUAAAGAUAAUAAAGUGAAUUUCAAUGAAAAAAAAAUGAGUAUUUAAAAUAAAUCAAAACAAAAAUAUGUGGAUGCAAAAGAAGCAACUUCUUUAUCAAAAGAACAUGAGAGACCUAUUACAGAAUAAUUAUAAAAUUUAAGUACUUAACAAGAAUAUAUGAUUUAUGUGAAAAAUGGAUUAUUACAAACAGAUCAAUUAUAAUAUAUUUAAUUUUAAAAUAGAUAUUAUGAAAAUUGGAGCAAGAUUGAGCCAAUUUUAAUAAGUUUAUAAAAAAUAGCAUAAUCAACUUCAGUUAAGGAGUGUAGAAUACUUGGUUCAAAAGUAUAGAAAUUAUCUUAAGAAUUUGACAGAAGUUAAGUAUUUACAAUGUCAGAGUUAAUAUAAUGUUUUGAGAAUUGGGAAGAGUUAUAAAAAAUAUUGAAGGUUCCAACAUUAUUAUAUAAAUCAAAAGAUGGGAAAAUUAUGGCAGCAACAAAAAUAUCUGCUUUGUUUAGAGGAUUUAAAGCAAGAAAAAAUUAUUAAAGAUUAAAAGUUAUGGUAGAAAAAGUAAUUAUUAUUCAAAGAUCUAUCAGAGUUUCAUUAUUCAGAAAAAAAGUUUAGAAAUAGAUUAUAAAAAAUAAUAAUUUAAUGUUGGAGAGAUUUAAAAAUAGAUAGAAUGUAUUUAAAGAGGAAUGGCCAUAUCUUAAAUUAUAAUAAAGAUUUGAAAUUCAUUUGAAUUCAUUUUCCUUUGAAGAAAUCAAAAGAUUAUCUAUGGAUAAAUUUUCUUAGAGAUAGAAUACUUAAAUUACAAGAAUAUUUAAUUUAUAAGAUCCUCUUGUGCAUAUAAUAUAUAUAGCCCCAUAUGAUCUACCUAGUGAACUGAUUGAUUACUUUUAUAAGAUUCUAAAUCUUGGAGAUAUUUCAGAUUGUAAAAAUCGAUUAUAUUUUGUUUGGCCAGUAUUAAAAUAAAUUAUCUUAGGAAAAUCACAAUAUUUUCAAUAAUCAUAUUGGAUUGUCUCAAUUACUUUAUUAUUCACCUAGAGCAUUAAAGAGAAUCAAAUCAUUAAUAAGAGGAUAAUCAGCAUAUAUUGUACCUGGUGUUUGUUCUAAUGAUGAUAUUAAGAUAUCAGAUAUAUUAAACAUUCCAAUAUUCUCUGGGAUUCCAUAAUUGCAUCAAUACUAUUCAACAAAAUCAGGUUGUAAAGUGUUAUUUGAUGAAUUAUAAUUGCCUUAACCUCCAACUAUACGUAAUAUUUACGAUGAAAAAGAAUUAAUAAAUUCCUUAUCAGUUUUAAUAAUAAAAAAUCCAAAUAUAAAUACAUGGAUAAUUAAGGUAGAUGAUGAAUAAUAAGGAAGAGGCAUAGCAUGGUUAGAAGUAUAGAAAAUGAUUAAAAAUUUAUAACCAUUAGAAAUCAAUUAGUUAGCAUAAUUACUUACAAAAAAAAUUAAGAAGAAACUUCAUUAUGCAUUUCCUCACUUAUAUGGUGGAUAUCAUGAAUUUAUAAUGUGUAUAGUUAAUCGAGGAGGAAUCAUUGAAGGAUCUCCUUUAAGUAGAUUAUCUUAAAUACAUUCAAUUUCAUAUAACUUUAAAGUGGAACCUGAUGGAGAUGUCUCAAUUUUAGGAUCAUAUGAAAAGAUUAAAACAAAUGAUAUUUAAACUAUUGCAUCUUUUAGUCCUUAAAGUUUUUUAAAGAUUAAUCAAGAAAUAGUAUGUAAUCAGAUUGCUUAAAAAUUAUAUAGUAAAGGUUUAAUUGGAUAUUUUACAAUAGACACAAUAGGAUAUCAAUUAGAUAAUAAUAAGUAGGGAUUUCAAGUAAUUGGAUUAGAUUGUUUUUUGAAUUAAUAUAGUAGUGCCUCUAUAUAUUUUGAUUUUUUAAUGAGAGGCAAAUUAAAUAUAUCUACUGGUAAUUAUUAUGUGGAAGAUACUAACAGAUAAAGUAAUGUUAGAUAUUCGGUUUAUUGUCCAACAAUAAUGAAUGAAGGUUUGGAUGUAUUAUAAUAUAAGACAUUCUUUUAAUUAUGUAGAUUGGAAUCAAUCUCAUUUAAUUUAGAAAAAAAGAUUGGAUCCACUUUCAUUCUUGUGGACUCAUUAUAAAGUGGUGUAAUAAGUUUAAUGACUGUUGGCAUUAACUCUCCUUAAGUUAUUAAAUAUAUGAUAGAUGCUAUUGGAUUUAUACAGAAGAAUGUUGGAAGAGGCACUGAAUCUAUUUAGAUCAAUACUAGGUAAUGAUUAAUAAUAGUUUAAUUUAGAAGUGAUAAAAUCAAUAUGAUGUCUAUACAUUAGAAGUUGAAGACUAUGUUAAAGAAAUUGGAAGGAAGUGAGUAUUAAAUUCAAAAUAGCUAAUAUUUAUGA